Molecule: messenger RNA, 3614 nt
Organism: Loxodonta africana (African savanna elephant)
Lineage: Eukaryota; Metazoa; Chordata; Mammalia; Proboscidea; Elephantidae
Gene: UBXN2A
Product: UBX domain protein 2A
Exons: 7
Coding region: 567-1343 (258 amino acids)
Biological process (GO): proteasome-mediated ubiquitin-dependent protein catabolic process; autophagosome assembly; Golgi organization
Cellular component (GO): cytosol; nucleus
Molecular function (GO): ubiquitin binding
Source: RefSeq, a predicted model, not a curated record
GUAGGAUGGGUGUGAGUAAGUGGGAUGAAAUGGGGAAGGUGACAGUGGUAGGACAGUAGAUCAGAGACUAUUUUUACCCCAAGGUCAGCUUCAUGGAGACUCAUGAGGUCACCAUGAGUCAGAAUGGACUGGCAACCAACAACAGGGUCAGCCUAAAUUGGGGAGCAGUUUGUAUGCUGGUUUAGGCCGAGAAUGGGUCAAAGUCAAGGGACCCGGGGGAGAGACCUUCACUACAACUUGAUAAAGUCAAGGUAGCCAGUAUUUUGUCCAUAUGGGUCAGCUGGUACAAACAGUUCAGCUAAUCCUUUUAUGAGGAAAAGAAUGGGAAUUUGGUGGGUCUAUGUCUGACAUUGUCAUAAGUAAACAAAAGGGGAUUUCUAAGUCUUAACUAAACCGUAUGGGGGUGAUUGUUCCACGCAGUAAGCCAUUUCUGAAACACAAAGGGGGGGUGGGGAAUUUCUUUAAACACUGCAGGAUCAGGCAACGUUCAGCAUUGUCAGAAUGCAGCGACAUCUCUCCAUGGAUUCAACCAGAAGCUGAAGAAGUACAAAGUAAGGCAAAGGAGAAUGAAAGAAGUAGAUAAUCUUGACAGUAUAAAAGAAGAGUGGGUUUGUGAAACAGGAUCUAACAAUCCACCUGUCUGUGGUAAUCGACAAAGGAAUUGUGAAUAUUUUGUUGAUAGCCUUUUUGAGGAAGCUGAGAAGGUUGGUGCCAAAUGCUUGUCACCCACUGAAAAGAAGAGACAGGUAGAUGUAAGUAUAAAAUUAUGGAAAAAUGGAUUCACAGUCAAUGAUGAUUUCAGAAGUUAUUCUGAUGGUGCAAGUCAGCAGUUUCUGAACUCCAUCAAAAAGGGGGAAUUACCUUCAGAAUUACAAGGGAUUUUCGAUAAAGAGGAGGUGGAUGUUAAAGUUGAAGAUAAGAAAAAUGAAGUAUGUAUGUCAACGAAACCUGUAUUCCAGCCCUUCUCAGGACAGGGUCACAGAUUGGGAAGUGCCACACCAAAAAUUGUUUCUAAAGCAAAGAGUAUUGAAGUUGAGAAUAAAAACCAUCUGUCUUCUGUUCCGUUAAACAACCUGGAGCCCAUCACUAACAUACAGAUCUGGUUAGCCAACGGGAAAAGGAUUGUCCAGAAAUUUAACGUUUCUCAAAGGGUAAGCCACGUCAAAGACUUCAUCGAAAAAUACCAAGGAUCUCAGAGAAGUCCACCCUUUUCUCUGGCAACAGCUCUUCCUUUCCUCAGAUUGCUAGAUGAGACACUCACUCUAGAAGAAGCCGAUUUACAGAAUGCUGUAAUCAUUCAGAGACUCCAAAGAACAGCUGAGCCUUUUAGAGGGCUUUCCUAGCAUUGGUUUUUGAUAGACUAAGUGGGAAAUUUGCAGAGAAAUGAUGGUUUUAAGUUGACAUGGAAACCAAAAUGGGGGAAAGGAAUAGUCAUGUUCACUGGACUUUUGGUUCAAGUACUAUUUAACUCUGAGAAGAUUUUUUAAUAAGUGCAAGUUAGUGAAGUAAAAAUAUGACCAGAAACUAUAUUCAGUGUACUUUUUCCAAAAGGCUGCUCAGACAGAAUAUACUUAUUUUCAAAUACCAGUUAAUCAGUAUAAAGUAUAUUAUAAUAGCUAAUAUGUUCACAGCACCAUUCAUUCAAACCAGUGUUCAUUACCUUCCCAGAUGGCAGAGACUUACUGAAAUGUUAUCUGUCUCAGAUUAAAAAGAUGGCAAUAAAUUAAAAAUCAUGCAUUGCAGGUUUAUUAUUGUAUAACUGAUAUACAAUUAAAAGGCUGGAAGGUACUGUUUUCAACACAGCUAUGCCUUAGCCUCAAAGUGUUCUCAACUUUCAUUCUCUAGUGGCAGGAUAUACUCAAAUAUUAAUUGGGCGACAGUACCUAAGAUACAUUUUCAUUUAAAGUUCUUUUCUCUCCAGGAAUACCAGUCCACCUUCUUUCUAUUUUAUUUCUUUUGAAAACUAGAGCUUUGUUUUUAGCUGACAUUUGAGAUUAGUCAUUCAUUUGCCAGCACUCAUUUAGUAUCUAAAGUCUGUGUUGUCACAUUAUUAAAUUAAUGGAUAUUUUUAAUUGCAUCACAAAGUAUGGCUUUUUAUCUCAUACAUCAGAGUCAACCUGUAUACUCAUUAUACUCUGAUGCCACCAAGGAAACCAUGGUUUAUAUCUUAGACUUAACUAAAACCAGUUAGACCUUGAGAGUUCAUUGUCAGAUUAAAUUUCCUUGCCUGAAAAUGGUAAGUUUAAGAAGCUCUUUUGUUGGUGGAUUAUUGAAAUCAGAUUUGCAGUGAAGUAUGUAUUCAGGGUGUCAAGGCACUAAGUGCCGUGCCUACUGCCUGUCUUGGUUAUAGGGCACUGGAUGUAUGCUGUAAAGCAGCAGUUCUCAAACUUCCUGGUCCCAAGACCUUGGCUUAUGUGGGGGUUAUAUCUGUCACUAUUAUAUGUGAAAUUAAAACAGUUUCAAUAUAUUUAUUCAUUUAAUAAUGAUAAGCAUAUUUCACAUCAACAUAAACAAUAUUUUUAUGAAAAAAUAGCUGUCUUACAAAACAAAAAGAAUUAGUGAGAAAAGUGACAUUGUUUAGCAUUUUUGCAAAUGUCAUUAGUGUCUGACUUAAAGAAGACAGAUGGAUUCUUGUAUCUGCUUCUGCGUUCAAUCUGUUGCAGUAUCGCAGAUCGUAUAGCCACGGAAAAUGCCCCUGUACUCUCAUGAGCAAGUAAAAAUAGCAAAUAAUUUCUUGGUAUGAUUAUGAAAAUAGUUUGGACCUUAUAGACCCCCUGAAAGUAUGUUGGGGACCCCCCAGAAGUCCCCAAAACCACAGUUUGAGAACAAAUGCUAUAAAACAAGAGUUUGCAACAGCUCUCAAGCCUAGUAUAAGAGUAACUUGGGAAGCUUUUGCAAAGUCCUCUCCCUGCCACCUACCACGCAUAUUCUGGUUCAUUGUGUUUGGGAUGGGUCCCACAUCUCUGCAUUUUUAAACUUAAGUGAUUCUUAGGUAUGUGGUCAAAGAACUGCUCUUUGGGAAAUUCUGCAUAAGCUUCCUUCUUAACAAAAUAAAACCUGCAUCCUUCACCAAGGGCAGUAAAGGUUUAUCACUGAAAUGGGGCUGCUAGACCUCCACAUUGUGAUCUUAUCCUCCACAGUUUGCUCUUAGAGAAGCUGUUCCCCUUUAACCUGGAGCUAAUCAUGACAUGACCCUGUUGUAUCUCCUAUAACAGACAAGGCUGGGAACGUUUCAGUGAAGUUUUUUAUUAAAGGCUCAGGAAUAACAAAAGGAAAAUACACACACCACUAGAUGACCUGGCUUGUAGAGCUGUGUCUUCUGUUUGCAGGUCAUUUUGAGAAUGCUUUUUUUCGUAGCUUCCAGCCUUCCAUCUGGCAGGUCCAUCUUUUUAUUGGGAAGGGAGGGAGGACAGAGGAGAGCCUUUCCCUUUCGUCCUUUUCUCUGAGAAAUGAACGGGUGCAUAAAAGAAAAUAUUUAUUGUCAGCAAUGUUUACAGCAAUGUUAGAGCCCUACCUAGAAAAAAAACAAAUUAUUGUAUUCUUUUAAAAAAGGGUAAGAACUAAUGAACUUUCAGAUGUAGAAAAUAAAAUGAUUGUUAAUAUAUGCACAAGAA